This is a messenger RNA of Macroventuria anomochaeta, 2985 nucleotides long. RefSeq lists its product as uncharacterized. Gene Ontology annotation, cellular component: chromatin. The coding region runs from base 1 to 2985 and encodes 994 amino acids. Gene Ontology annotation, biological process: DNA-templated transcription; regulation of transcription by RNA polymerase II. The transcript has 4 exons. The record is from RefSeq and is a predicted model, not a curated record. Lineage: Eukaryota; Fungi; Ascomycota; Dothideomycetes; Pleosporales; Didymellaceae. Gene Ontology annotation, molecular function: zinc ion binding; DNA-binding transcription factor activity, RNA polymerase II-specific; RNA polymerase II cis-regulatory region sequence-specific DNA binding.
AUGGAUGCCCCCGACCGCUUCCGCCAGCCUGGCCUCCCGCAGUACCAGGGCAUGGGCCAGCAGUCUUACACGGGCACGCAGCAGUCUUUGCCCACGUUGCCUCCCCUCCACAGCGCCGCGUCGUUCCCUUCGUUGUACGGCGGCCACCACAGCAACCCCCAGACGCCGCAGCCGCCUCACACGCCUGUAACGUCUGCGCCUAACGGCAGUAGUACGAUGCCCCCACUACAGCACCCGCCGCUGAGGCCCAUCCAACCGUCACCCUCCUCCUACAUGCCCAUGUCGUCGGCUUACUCGCAAGCCCCUCUGUUGCCCACCGCGGCGGCUCACAACAACACACACCAGCUGGGCGGCCCAACACCUGGCAUGGGCAUGAACCACCCCUCGCUGUACCCUCACCCUCCUGUCCUCGCGAACCAGGAGCCUGAGCCUGUCCACGUUGUCGGUCAGCAAGGCCGUCGCGGAGUCCUGCCUACACACCCUGGUAGGCCAGCUCCUGCUGCUGGAAAGGCGCCUACCACUGCGACAAAGAACGCGGAUGGCAAGUAUGAGUGCCCUCAUUGUAACAAAACGUACCUGCACCUGAAGCAUCUGAAGCGCCAUCUCCUGCGACACACCGGUGAGCGACCUUACCAAUGCCAUCUGUGCAAGGACACUUUCAGCCGAAGUGACAUCCUAAAGCGUCACUUCCAGAAGUGCUCUAUUCGCCGCGGCAACCCUACUGGUGCCAAUCACCUGCAACACGCGCAGCAGCAUUUGCAGAAGAACCGCCCACCAAAUGGCGCUGAGGCCACCUCAUACCUCAACCACAUCUCGGGCACCUCGAUGCCAUACUCUGACGCAGGCUACUCCAUGGGUAUGCCGCAGAUGCCUGCUGUGGCUGCCAAUGGCUAUGGCGGCGAUCUGCCCUCCAUCGCUGAUCAGCACUCGAUGUCUGCCAGGACAUCGCGCUCCAACAGCUUGAUCAACCGUCCUGGCAGCGGUGUUGAGGAGAACAGGAGGAGCAUGUCCGCGUUGGACACAUAUGGACAGGCGCGUCUGAACUUUAACGACUACCGUCCCAACGCAAUGGCAAAUGCCGUAUCGCACGAUCCCAACUCGUUCGCAGCACAGCAGCAGCAGCAGCAGCAACAGCAACAGCAGCAGCAGCAACAGCAGCAGCAGCAGAACAAUGCGGUCACUGCGGACUCAGCAAACCACUUCAACUACAACCACGCCGCUGUCAACAACGACAUGGCGCAGAACAACAUGCCCGUAAAAUCUGAGGGCGGUGACUCAGCUUCUUACGGCGUCACUUCCAUGCCCACCGUAGAUGGCAUCCCCAACGGUCAGGACGGCUCUAUGUGGCGGAACGGCGGCGCUUUCAACGGAGUCAACGGAGAAUCACACUUCACGAAUGGAUCCAGUAUGGCAGGUGGCCCAAACCAACAUAAAGCGACUGGCGUUCUGACCGGCUUAUACUCGAAUCCCGGUUUCGUCGACUCUACCCCGUUUAUUGAAAAUUGGCCUCCCGCUUCCUCUGAUCCCCUCCAACAAAAAGCCGAGGCUCUGCUCAACUUCUGUUUCCCCAAUGCGUCACUCCCGGCUCCCGGAUCCAAUGAUGCUUAUUCUUACGAAGCACUCAAAGGCAUUCUUACCCCGGACAACAUCAACCAUCUUCUCCGGGAAUACAAACACUUUCACGUCCAUUGGCCGCUUAUUCACACUCCUACCUUUGAUCCAAUUGCUGCACAUGAAGGCCUUGUUCUCGCCAUGUGCUGCGUUGGUGCCGUCUAUUCUGAUAGGAUGACCCCAAAGUCGGUGCGCUGGUUGAUGGAACUUGUUCGUGGUGUUGUGUUGCGUUCGAGUCAGAUCUAUAAAAUGGCCCAGGAUCAGAAUCAGGUCUUGGAUCCUAACAGGCAUUGUUCGACCGACAUAGAGGAGUUCGAAGCUCUGAGUCUGCUCCAUAGCCUCUUCCUCUGGCAUGGCAGUCAAAACCAACGGCACCAAGGGCGCGAAGAAUUUUUUAUCUUUGCCAACAUCACCCGUCGGGCAGGGUUCUUGCAGCCUCUUCCUCGCAGCAACCCUGGAUUCAGCUCUCUGCACGAGCCUGGCCCUUUCACUGGCGACGAAGUCGCUUCAUGGAACUGGACUUCUUGGGUCGAGAACGAGAAGCGAGUUAGGGUGAUGGCAUACAUCUUCCUCAUCGAUGCAGCCAGUACCAUUUUCUUCAACGCACAGCCACAGUUUGAUGUCAACGAAAUCAAGGUUUCGCUACCGGCAGACGACGCAGCUUGGGAAGCGAAGACGGAAGAGGAAUGCGUAAGCGCAUUAGGACUGCGAGGAGAAGCAGCACAGGUCGCAAAUUCAACUGGAAGUAGGCGAGCAAAGCAACUCGGCAUGUCAGAGGCUUUGCAGGUACUUUACAGAGGGCCGCAUGGCCAGCUCCCUGACCGGGGUACCAACGCGUUCGGCAAGUUUCUUCUUAUUCAUGCAAUCCACGUCCAGAUCUUCAACAUACAACGCCAGCUCCUCAGGCGCGUAUCUACAAGUGGCAGCAGCACUCCUGAUGGGCCAGCUACCUCGCCCAACGGUGUCAGUGAACAAGUCCAACAGCUACUUCGAUCAACGGUCCAAGCUCUUGAGCUGUGGAAGACCUGCUGGGACAUCGAUCUGGCAAUACAGUAUCCUCAGGCGCAACCUCGCCUUGGCUUCUGCAGAGAUGGCGUACAUUUCUACUUCUUGGCUCGUCUCUUCCUGAGGAGCUCAAGGAGAGAAGAAUGGGCAGCACCUGCAGACUUGCGUUGCAGGCAUGUCUUCAACCUUCUCAAGCAGAUCAGGACACAUGUUGCGACCGACUCCAACCAGAAAGGUAUCGACUUUGGCUCUGUCACCACAGUUACAGACGACUACGGCAUCAACGACCUUACGCUCAACAUGAAGCAUCUCUUCACACCCAUCCAAAACCCUCGUGCCGUUCAGAGCCCACCUCAACACCUUUCAUAA